AUGAUUAGAAAAGAGAAAAAGAAUUCGACCUUAACUUAACCAACCAUAACCAAUAAAUAUUUUUAUUUGAAAUGUCUAAAAACAUUACAUUACAUUUAUUGUUAAAAUAUAAUAAAUUCAGACUCAUCUAUAGCAAUAAACACAAAUUGCUUCCAAUAUUUCAUCCCACCAGACGAAAAUAUUCCCAAUCUACAGAAGUGAACUUUGCAGAAAUACCUUUAGAUCGAAUAAGGAACUUUAGUAUAAUUGCCCAUGUGGAUCAUGGAAAGAGUACUUUAGCAGACAGACUCCUUGAGCUAACUGGUACUAUUAAAAGUGGACAAAACCAAAUUUUAGAUAAGUUACAGGUGGAAAGAGAACGGGGUAUCACAGUGAAAGCUCAAACGGCAUCUUUAUUAUAUAAAUAUAAGGGGGAAGACUAUUUAUUGAAUUUAAUAGAUACUCCUGGACAUGUAGAUUUCUCAAAUGAGGUUUCUAGAUCACUUUCAGCUUGCCAAGGAGUAAUCCUUCUAGUAGAUGCCAAUGAUGGUGUUCAGGCACAGACUGUAGCAAACUUUUACCUUGCUUUCAUGAAUGAAUUGGUUAUAAUACCUGUUUUGAACAAAAUAGAUUUAAAAAAUGCAAAUCCUGAAAGAGUCUGCCAACAGUUACAUUCUCUGUUUGAUAUUGAUGCAAAAGACGUACUCAAAAUUUCAGCAAAACUAGGACUUGGCAUUGAUGAUGUACUACAAAGGAUAAUCACAAAAGUUCCUUGCCCAAAUGUGAAUAGGUCAUCACCACUAAGGGCUCUUUUGUUUGACUGUGCCUAUGAUAGGUAUAGAGGUGCCCUUAAUUUAAUCUACCUCCAAGACGGAUGCAUUUCUCUGGGAGAUUCCAUAGCAACUUUUUACAAUAAAAAGGAGUAUGAAGUUAAGUCACUUUCUGUUCUUAGACCUGAUGAAGUUCCAGUACAAAAGUUAGUCGCAGGUCAAAUAGGCCUUAUGGGUUGCAACAUGAGGUCCACAAAAGAAGCACACAUUGGAGAUACAAUCCAUCACAGUGGUGCAGAAAUAGAACCAUUAAAAGGCUUCAGGCCAUCUCGUCCUAUGGUAUUUGCUGGAAUAUACCCAAUGGAUCAGUCACAACACAUAAAUUUAAGAAGUGCCAUUGAUAAAUUGACUUUAAAUGAUUCUGCUGUUAGUGUUGAAUUAGAUACAAGUCCAGCUUUAGGUCAAGGUUGGAGACUGGGGUUUCUGGGACUGCUUCAUUUGGAAGUGUUCACUCAAAGAUUGACACAGGAAUAUGACGCCGAACCCAUAAUCACGGCCCCAUCUGUUACUUACAAAAUCAAAUUAAAACCUACCAAGCAAAAUAUAAAAGAUGGAUCAGAUGUGAUCUUUAUUAACAAUCCAGCCAAUUUUCCAGACCAUCUUAAAAUAGAGGAAACGUUUGAGCCUAUGAUUAUUGGAACAAUAAUAACCCCGGACAAGUACUUGGGACCCGUCAUAUCACUGUGUAUGGAACGUAGGGGGAUCCAGAGAUCUGCAAAUAAUAUAGACAAUGAAAGAGUUAUAUUACAAUAUGAACUACCACUUUGUGAGGUUGUCUUAGACUUCCAUGAUACUUUGAAGACAAUUUCUUCAGGAUAUGCCAGCUUCGACUAUGAGGAUAAUGGAUACCAAAGUAGCAAUUUAGUUAAGUUAGCCAUACUGUUAAAUGGAACUCUGGUGGAUGAAUUAAGUAACAUAGUUCAUGUAACAAAGGCCAAAACCAUAGGACGACAGAUGGUACUGAAAUUAAAAGACAUUAUUCCUAGACAGUUAAUACAUAUAGCAAUCCAAGCUAGCGUAAAUGGUAAAGUGAUGGCCAGGGAGAACAUUAAGCCAUAUAGAAAAGAUGUCACUGCUAAACUUUAUGGUGGCGAUAUUACCAGAAGGAUGAAACUGUUAGCCAAUCAAGCAGCAGGUAAGAAGAAAAUGAGAAUGGUUGCCAAUAUUUCCCUUCCUAGAGAAACAUUUAUUGAUGUCUUACGGAAAUAAAUAUAUUUUUAAAAUUUUAA
Diabrotica virgifera virgifera (western corn rootworm) is the source of this 2038-nucleotide messenger RNA. RefSeq names its product translation factor GUF1 homolog, mitochondrial (gene waw). Lineage: Eukaryota; Metazoa; Arthropoda; Insecta; Coleoptera; Chrysomelidae. The record is from RefSeq and is a predicted model, not a curated record. Gene Ontology annotation, biological process: positive regulation of translation. Gene Ontology annotation, molecular function: mitochondrial ribosome binding; GTPase activity; GTP binding. Gene Ontology annotation, cellular component: mitochondrion. The transcript is spliced from 9 exons. Bases 72 to 2018 code for a protein of 648 amino acids.